AUGAAGUCUGCUGUUGCCCUAGUACUUCUCGCUCUUGCUCAAACCACCACUGCUUUCACCACCUGGCAACAACGUGUCAGAGUAAGUGGUUGGACCACCUCUUGUCCCAGCGAUUCUUGUCUUUUCGCCAACAUUAUCAUUGCUGGAGCCCCAGCCAGUGGAAAGGGAACCCAAUGUGAAGUUAUCAAGUCGGAACUUGGCGUUGUUCACUUGUCCACUGGUGACAUGCUUCGUGCCGCUGUCGCAGCCGAAACUGAAGUCGGAAAGAUGGCCAAGGACUUCAUGGAUAGUGGCAAGCUUGUUCCUGAUGAAGUCAUUAUCGGAAUUGUCAAAGAUCGCCUUGGAGAAUCGGACUGCAAGGAAAACGGAUGGUUACUCGAUGGUUUCCCACGCACCCAAGCUCAAGCAAGAGCCCUUGAAGAUGCUGGUGUCUCUGCCGAUUGUUUCCUAUUUUUGGAUGUCCCAGACGAAAUGCUCGUCGAACGUGUAGUCGGCCGCAGAACUGAUCCUGUUACUGGAAAGAUUUACCACAUGAAGUUUUCGCCUCCGGAAGAUGAGGAAGUCCUGAACCGUCUAGAGCAAAGAAGUGAUGAUACCGAAGAAAAGGUUAAGGUUCGUCUUGACCAAUUCCACGCCAAUGUCGAUGCUGUGAAGGACAGCUACACGGAUAUUAUGGUUUCUAUCGAUGGAAACCGCACUCCAAGCGAGGUUUCGUCAGAAAUCAUUCAAACAAUCAACAGGAUGACAUCAAAAUAA
This is a messenger RNA of Cylindrotheca closterium, 756 nucleotides long. NCBI's taxonomy places the organism in Eukaryota, Bacillariophyta, Bacillariophyceae, Bacillariales, Bacillariaceae. The record is from the annotation of a GenBank genome assembly.